CAGCUGAGUGUGAAAUAAAAUGCGUUUUCAGUAGUAGUGUUGAUUUUAUUUUGAAAUUGUAUAAAAUAAUUGUCUGAAAUGGACGUGGUAGGUCUAUUGAGUAAUAUAAACGACAAAUCGGACAUGUUUGCUGUGAAGACAUGGACAUCUGAGUGGUCGAACAAUUUUCAGGAGAAUCAAGUGCUGUGGUCCUUUUGUGGGUGUUUACUGGUGUCCUUACUAGUGGUAUUUUUCUAUUACUACAGAAGAUGGCGGGCGAAAGAAAUAGCAGGAGGCAUAGGUGUAAGCGGCGCGGCGGGGGAACCAGCGAAGAGGUUCCGAAAGAGAGACAAAAUGCUGUUCUACGGGAGACGCAUGCUGAGGAAAGUCAAGUCCAUAUCCAAUUCUGGACAGGGGCGCAAGCGCCGCGCCGUCAUGCGCUUCGCGAGGAAAUUGUUGCAGCUCAAGAAGGAGUCCGCUCCUGAACAGCUUAAGGUGUUGGAACCUCCAGCUGAAUACCUGGAGGAGGACUUGACGAGCGACGACCGGGUGCCCCCAGACGCCCUGUACAUGCUGCACAGCAUCAGGGUGUUCGGACACUUCGAGAAGCCGGUGUUCCUUAUGCUGUGCAAGCAUACCGAGAUAUUGAACCUGCCCGCUGGAACUUUCUUGUUUAAAGUUGGCGACACAGACGAAAACGUGUACGUGGUGCAGACAGGACGUGUGAACGUGUACAUCACGAACCAGGACGGCAGCAGUCUGUCGCUGAAGGUGGUGCGCGCUGGUGAGAGCGUCACCUCGCUGCUCAGCUUCACUGAUGUUCUUACGGGUCAUUCUCAACCGUACAAGACUGUCAAUGCGAAGGCUCUAGAAGACUCACAAGUGAUCAAGUUACCCAUGAGAGCUUUUCAAGAGGUGUUCAAGGAGUACCCAGAUAUCUUUGUUAGAGUUAUACAGAUUAUUAUGGUGCGUCUUCAGCGAGUGACGUUUACGGCUCUCCAUCAAUAUCUUGGAUUGAGUGCUGAGCUGGUCAACCCCGGUCGCGACAAAAGACGUCCAACCACAGUGGCGUCUUCACCAGGGAAGACAGCGAAGAUGGUAGUCGACAAUAGCACCACUAUGCACUCUCCUCAUCAUACGGAGAGACCUGGCAAUGAACAUCUGCAGGAAGGCCACUCCGUGUCAUCGCCCAUUCACAUCCAGGGUAGGCGGCCGCGACCUGACAUGGUGCCUGAUAUCACCUCGUCUAACACGCCUCAGCAACAGCCAGAUGUUCAACCAACACCGUCCCUCCAGAGGGCUAAAGAGGGAUCGUCCUUCAAGAAACGCAAUGACAAUGAAAACUUAGAUGAACAGACCCUCAUCCAAAUAGCGACUGACGCGUUCGUCAAGGAGCUGGGUUUGGACAGCGAUCAUCUUUUGCGCGGCAACGUGCAGGUUCGAGACUUGCCCGCUGGCACUUACAUCAUGAAGGAAGAGAGCCAUAAGAUGUAUUAUGAGUAUAACCCGUACUACCCAGAGCCCGAAAUAAAGCAGGAUGUGGCGCUGGUGUACCUGCUAUCUGGAGCCUUGUUGGUGUCACAGAGAGUGGCGGAUAGCGACGGGGAAGUUCACAUGUUCACCGCUUAUCCAGGUGAAGUAGAGGGCGGUCUGGCAGUACUAACAGGCGAACCCAGCUUCUUCUCGAUCCGCGCGAAGCACUUCUCCCGAAUAGGACUGUUGUCAAAGACCACAGUGUACAGCAUCAUGAGGGAAAGACCAUCUGUCGUGCUGCAUAUCGCUAGCACUGUUGUCAGGAGGUUGUCGCCCUUCGUCAGACAAGUCGAUUUUGCAUUGGAUUGGGUAUUUCUAGAAUCCGGACGCGCAGUAUACCGUCAAGACGAGGAAUCAGGGUCUACCUUCAUAGUGCUGAGUGGUCGCUUGCGGUCUGUGAUCACACAUCCCAACGGCAAGAAGGAACUGGUCGGCGAGUACGGGAAGGGAGAUCUGGUUGGCAUUGUGGAGAUGGUAACCCAAACGCGUCGCAGUACGACAGUGAUGGCGGUGCGCGACUCCGAACUGGCCAAACUGCCGGAAGGACUCUUCAACGCGAUCAAGCUUCGAUUCCCUGUUGUGGUCACGCGACUUAUCAACUUGCUUGGCCACAGGAUUUUGGGGUCCUGGCAGAAGCCAACAGCGGGCCUGGGCGGCGCGGCGACCUUGGAACCUCGACCACUGCAGCACAAUUUCUCCACAGUCGCCGUGGUGCCAGUCAGUGAUGAUGUGCCUUUGACCGCGUUUACUUACGAGCUCUACCACUCCUUGUGUGCUAUAGGUCCGACAGUGCGGCUAACAUCAGAUGUCAUAAGAAAGCUUCUGGGGUUGACCAUAAUGGACCCAAACAACGAGUACAGACUUAGUUCCUGGCUCGCCCAGCAAGAAGACAAGCAUAAGGUGGCGCUGUACCAAUGCGAUCCAAGUCUAACGCAGUGGACUCAACGUUGCAUCCGUCAGGCGGACUGCAUCCUCAUCGUGGCUUUGGGUGACAAGCAACCCAGUAUUGGCAAGAUCGAGAAAGAAAUCGAGCGCCUAGCGAUCCGCACGCAGAAAGAGCUAGUGCUGCUCCACCGUGAGGGUGGUGCCAACCCUAGCGGCACGGUGCACUGGCUCAACAUGCGCACGUGGGUCAGCCAGCACCACCACGUGCGCUGCCCGCACCGCAUGUUCACGCGCAAGAGUCAGUACAGGAUCAGCGAGUUGUACAGCAAAGUGCUGAUGUCGGAAGCGAACGUGCACUCGGACUUCUCCCGCCUGGCGCGCUGGCUGACGGGCACGUCGGUGGGGCUCGUGCUGGGCGGCGGCGGCGCGCGCGGCGCCGCGCACGUCGGCAUGAUACGGGCCAUACAGGAGGCUGGUAUCCCCAUUGACAUGGUAGGAGGAGUGAGCAUAGGCGCGUUCAUGGGCGCGUUGUGGUGCAUGGAGCGAAAUAUCACCACUGUCACGCAGAAGGCUAGAGACUGGUCACAGAAAAUGACCCAAUGGGGAAAGCAGCUAAUGGACCUGACCUACCCAGCAACAUCAAUGUUCUCUGGUCGCCAGUUCAAUACGACCAUUAAGACGACCUUUGGAGAGGUCCAUAUCGAAGACCUGUGGCUUCCAUACUUCACGGUCACAACGGAUAUUAGCGCGAGUUGCAUGAGGGUACAUAGGCAUGGCGUGCUGUGGAGAUACUGUCGUGCGUCCAUGAGCAUCGCUGGGAUAUUCCCGCCUAUCUGCGACCCGACUGAUGGUCACCUCUUGUUGGAUGGCUGCUACACCAAUAAUGUGCCAGCUGACGUGAUGCGCUCGCUCGGAGCGAAGCACAUCCUGGCCAUUGAUGUAGGCUCACAAGAUGACACUGACCUCACCAACUACGGAGAUGAUCUGUCUGGCUGGUGGCUGUUGUGGAAACGAUGGAAUCCGUUCACAACUCCAGUGAAAGUUCCUAAUCUGCCCGAUAUUCAGAGCAGGCUUGCUUACGUCUCGUGCAAUCGACAAUUAGAGGAAGUGAAGAAGUCCGAUUACUGCGAGUACAUUCGCCCGCCAAUCGACGCGUACAAAACCCUGCAGUUUGGGUCUUUUGAUGAGAUCCGUGAAGUGGGGUACCGUCACGGCGCGGCCUACUUCGAGGGGCAGAGGCGCGGGGGCGGUGGCGGAGUCAGCGGGGCUGCUACCGAAGGAAAGAAGGCUGAUGUGCAGCCUUCACUUACUGACUACACCUUCACCGACCUAGCACAAAUGGUGUGUUCGGUGCGUACGGCGCGCGACGUGGACCAUGACUCCUCCUCAUCUUCAGACUACGAGGAAGACCAGAGACACUUCGAAGGUUACGCCUCCGAGCCCAGCGCUGGGAUUCUAGAGAUGUCUUCAAGUUUAGAGGAGGCGGCGGCUUGGAUCAGUGACACUGAAUUGGAAGGUCUUCGCACUCGACGCGUCGGGGGGUCCCUCUCGCUCUCAGAAGACGAGAUCGACUCUGAAGCCGAAGUGUACGACCCCCUUAACAAGAGAGGGGGUAGGUGAGACCCGCUGUUGCACGAUUUGUGCAAAGCUCUAUUUCAAUACGCGCAGGCUGGGAAGGAACUGGCUAGCGACCAGUGAAUUGGUAGCCAAUUAUACAAUUGGGAAGAUAUUUUGGUUAAUAUAAGCCGUAUUCAUUAGAGGAGGUGUCUAAAAGCCCCGCAUGCUUAAAUCAUCAUCUAAAACAGCCAUAUUGCAAUUUGAUAUUUGCGCAUAUUAAAGUAAGUGUGCAAUGCAAACAUAUGUCAAAUAGCAAUAUUGCUUUUUUAGAUGAAUUGCUUCGAUGUGGGGUUUUUAACCCCCCUGAACUAUAUAAAUAAAUUUUGUAAUGGGGAGGGAGCAAAUUAAAUUUUUGUAGUCUCUGCUUACCCAGGGGAAGUCCGGCCAUUUGUACCAUGAAUGAGCCGUUCACAGUGCCCUGGUGUACGCACUGCUGUGCCGACUCCAUAGCACCUUGCCCUACUACUUUCUCCCCACCUAUUCACUCUUCUUCAAAACUAGAGUGAAUAGGCAUUUACUAGGUAAUUGUGUACCACCUUAGACCACAUCUCCACACAAACAGGUGGGAUUGUGUGUUAAAACUGAGUUUAAGUAUAGUUUGUUAAAGCUAAAAAGGCGAAUGUCAUAAACAUGAAAAAACCAGAAGAUAGUUUAAAAUUCCAAAGUAUGCUGUGAUUAUAAUAUUUAUGUUACAUUAUUUAAGUUGAUUUAAAAUUACCAGCGUGUAAAUUGGUGCUACCUCAAUGCUAUUUUGGUUUCUUUGUACAAAUCAGUCAAAUAUAAGUUAGUUGGAUAAGCUGUGAAAUAAUUUAAAUCAUCAUCGUCUCCAUAGCGUUAUCCCGUUUACACGGGGUCCUC
Messenger RNA from Pectinophora gossypiella (pink bollworm), 4872 nucleotides. RefSeq names its product neuropathy target esterase sws (gene sws). Gene Ontology annotation, cellular component: endoplasmic reticulum. NCBI's taxonomy places the organism in Eukaryota, Metazoa, Arthropoda, Insecta, Lepidoptera, Gelechiidae. The record is from RefSeq and is a predicted model, not a curated record. The transcript is spliced from 30 exons. Gene Ontology annotation, molecular function: phosphatidylcholine lysophospholipase A1 activity. Gene Ontology annotation, biological process: phosphatidylcholine metabolic process. The coding region runs from base 79 to 4017 and encodes 1312 amino acids.